AUGGCUACAACGGCAGACAGCAAAGUGGCUGACCUGGAGAAGGAGACGGUCGAGGUCCAGAAAGGUGACCACCAGACUACGGAUUAUGGGAUCAAGAUAUCUGAUCCGGAUCACUGGCUUCGCUUCGUGGAUGGAUCUCACAAUGGGCCGAGUUUACUGGAAGACCAGAUAGCGAGGGAAAAGAUUAUGCGAUUUGACCAUGAACGUAUUCCCGAGCGAGUCGUCCACGCCCGUGGAACCGGUGCGUUUGGAACGUUCAGGCUGUUUGAGAGCGCCGGGGAUGUCACCAGCGCUGGUGUCUUGAAUGAUACUUCGCGUGAGACGCCGGUGUUUCUGCGUUUCUCGACGGUGCAGGGGAGCAAGGGCAGCGCAGACACUGUCCGAGAUGUCCGUGGAUUUGCAGUCAAAAUGUACACCUCUGAAGGGAACUGGGAUAUUGUGGGCAACAACAUCCCCGUCUUUUUUAUCCAGGAUGCGAUCAAGUUUCCGGAUGUGGUUCAUUCAGUGAAGCCGGAGCCGCAUAAUGAGGUUCCGCAGGGUCAAACUGCGCACAAUAAUUUCUGGGAUUUUGCGUAUCUUCAUUCGGAGGCGACGCAUAUGCUCCAAUGGAUCAUGUCUGAUCGUGCUAUUCCUCGAUCGUAUCGGAUGAUGCAGGGAUUUGGUGUUAACACAUAUAGCUUGGUGAAUGUGCAGGGCAAGCGGCAUUUUGUCAAGUUCAUCUUCACUCCUGAGCUAGGUGUGCACUCUUUGGUUUGGGAUGAAGCUUUGAAGAUUGGCGGUCAGGACCCUGAUUUCCACCGCAAGGAUCUGAUGGACGCCAUUGAUGCCGGCCAGUUUCCGAAAUGGAAGUUUGGCUUGCAGUUGAUCCCCGAAGAGAAGCAGGAUGACUUUGAAUUUGACAUCCUUGACGCAACCAAGGUCUGGCCAGAGGAGCUGGUGCCCAUCCGAUACAUUGGUGAGCUGGAGCUCAACCGUAAUGUGGAUGAGUUCUUCCCACAGACAGAGCAGGUGGCCUUCUGCACCAGCCACGUCGUGCCUGGCAUCGACUUUUCAAACGAUCCUCUCCUCCAGGGCCGAAACUUUUCUUACUUUGACACGCAGAUCUCGCGUCUUGGUCCCAACUGGGAGGAAUUGCCAAUUAACCGGCCCGUAUGCCCGUAUAUGAGCCUGGUGAAUCGCGACGGCGCAAUGAGACACCGCAUCACCAAGGGCAAGGUCAACUACUGGCCCAACCGAUUUGAGGCGAACCCCCCAGCUACUCAGGCCGAGGGCGGAUUUACCUCAUACCCUGAGAAACACCAGGCCGUCAAAUCUCGCGACCUGUCGUCCAAGUUCAAGGAGCACUUCAACCAGGCCCAGCUUUUUUACAAUUCCCUCUCUGACAUCGAGAAGGCCCACGUAGCCAAGGCCUAUUCAUUCGAGCUAGACCACUGCGACGAAAACAUCGUCUACUCGCGUAUCUCGGACCGCCUUUCCGUCGUGGACCUCAACCUAGCACAGACCGUUGCAAAGAAUGUAGGCGGCAAGACCGUCCCCACCAAGCCAGCUAAAGAAAACAAAGGCCUCAAAGCCAAAGGCCUCAGUCAACUCGAGUACCAGCCCAAGACACCCACCAUCGCAACCCGACGCAUCGCCAUCCUCCUCGCCGACGGCUUCGACAACGCCGCCUACAACGGCAUGAAGCAGACCCUGCAGAAGCAGAACGCCUUCGUUUUCACCAUCGGCUCACAGCGGAAAGGCGUUACAGCCGAGUCAGGUGAGGUUGUCAUUCCCGACCACCACUUCCCGGGUAUGCGGUCGACCCUUUUUGACGCGACCUUCGUCCCUGGCGGUAAACAUAUUGCUACGCUUAGCAAGAACGGUAUCGCCAAGCAUUGGAUUGCCGAGUCAUUUGCGCAUCUCAAGCCCGUUGCUGGGCUGAAUGAGGCGGUGCCUUUUAUCGCGAAGCAGAUUGCCCUCGACCAGGUCAAGGUUGCUUCUGGUAAGGGCGUUGCGGAGAGCUAUGGCGUUGUUACUGCCCUAGGCGUGUCUGCGUCAGAGGCAGUCAGGGUGUCCAAGGUUGAAAAGGAUGCAAGUGGAUUCGCAGAAAAGUUCAUCUGGGAGGUUUCGAAACAUCGGAACUGGCAGAGAGAACUGGAUGGUUUGGUUGAUGAAGUUGCUGCUUAA
Aspergillus wentii DTO 134E9 is the source of this 2166-nucleotide messenger RNA. RefSeq lists its product as uncharacterized. The transcript has 3 exons. The coding region runs from base 1 to 2166 and encodes 721 amino acids. Lineage: Eukaryota; Fungi; Ascomycota; Eurotiomycetes; Eurotiales; Aspergillaceae. The record is from RefSeq and is a predicted model, not a curated record. Gene Ontology annotation, cellular component: cytosol. Gene Ontology annotation, molecular function: heme binding; catalase activity. Gene Ontology annotation, biological process: response to oxidative stress; hydrogen peroxide catabolic process.